Molecule: messenger RNA, 2206 nt
Organism: Ruditapes philippinarum (Manila clam)
Lineage: Eukaryota; Metazoa; Mollusca; Bivalvia; Venerida; Veneridae
Product: allene oxide synthase-lipoxygenase protein-like
Exons: 5
Coding region: 56-2092 (678 amino acids)
Biological process (GO): arachidonate metabolic process; lipoxygenase pathway; hepoxilin biosynthetic process
Molecular function (GO): metal ion binding; oxidoreductase activity, acting on single donors with incorporation of molecular oxygen, incorporation of two atoms of oxygen; protein binding
Source: RefSeq, a predicted model, not a curated record
UUUAUUCACAAUAAACCGCGGUCAGUUGUCGACACAGCUUGUUUUGGUAAAGAAGAUGUUGGGUAGACUCAGUACCAGACUGCGCAGGCGCAGCUCUGCUUUUGCUGGAACCUAUAAUUACGUUAUUUUUGUUCAGACUGGGGACCGGCCCAAAGCAGGCACUGAUGCAAACGUAUAUAUAGUUCUAUAUGGAGAAGGGGACAAGAAAUCACCGGAAACAAAACUUGAUGUUUUAUUUCAUGACGAUUUCGAAAGAGGUCAAUUGGAUAAAUUCAAGCUAAAGUUUCAACCGUUUUCUGAGCUGCAGUAUAUAGAGAUAUGGCGAGACACAUGCGGCUUUAAGCACGAAUGGCACAUUGACACAAUCAUGAUCGUAAAUAAGGAGACAAAAACCAAGACUGUGUUUCCAAUAUUUCGCUGGAUACGACCAAAUUAUCGCUACAAAUUCUUUCCUCUGGAUACCAGUCUCCCUCAGGAUGACACAUGUACAGACCAACGCCAAAGGGAAUUAAUAGAAAAGAGAGAAUUAUAUCAACUAGAGCAAAAGGCGCCCGGACUACCCCCUCAAGUUAAAAUCCUGCCCCCAGACGAACAGUUUUCAUUUGAAAACACUUGGGACAUUACCAAGUUGAAGACUAAAUUGAUCUUGACCAGUAAGAUUGUUCAGUUGACCACUGGACGCUGGAAAACCUUAGACGAUAUAAAGAAUGUGUACACCAAGAAAGUGUUUGUGAAACCGUUAAAUUUAAACAGAUGGCGUGACGAUGUUGAAUUUGGUCGUCAGAGGAUUGCUGGAGUAAACAACGUAUUCAUCCGCCUGUGUCAGAAUAUUCCCGCCAAAUUUAUGGUCACAGACGAAAUGCUUGAACCAUUUCUAGAGGGACUUUCGUUAACACUCGCACUGAGCGACAGGCGAAUUUUCAUAGUAGAUUAUGAAAUCCUCGAAAACUGUCCAAGAAGACCCGAUAUUCAAAUAUGUGAACCAAUGGCACUCUUCUUUUUACAAAAUGACGGUUCACUAGUUCCUAUAGCCAUUCAGCUUCGUCAAGUUCCGUCAGACGACAAUCCAGUGUUUCUGCCUACAGACCCACCAUACACUUGGAUUAUGGCCAAAAUGUGGUUCAACAACGCAGAUGCGUGCGUUCAUCAAGCGAUUACACAUUUAGGUUUCACUCAUUUGGUAAUGGAAGGUAUAAUCACCGUUACACACAGACAACUUUCACAGUCACAUCCGGUUUUUAAACUUUUGGCGCCACAUUUUCUUUACCUCAUUAACAUAAACGCCAGAGCGUUAGAAAAGAUUAUGGGUCCUUCUGGAUGGAUAGAAGAAAUAAUGGCAAUAGGAGUGGCCGGCUUUCACGAGUUGAUACGACGAUACAAAGCAAAGUGGAAUCUUGACACUGAUGGAACACUUCCGAUGGAUCUUGCGCAACGCGGAGUAGAUGACCCGGAAAUACUGAGACAAUACCACUUCCGGUCGGAUGCUGUAAUGCUUUACGAAGCUCUAAGAACGUACGUUUCUAAAUAUCUAAGGAUCUAUUACGACACUGAUGAUAAAAUUUUAGCCGAUGAAGAAAUUCAAAAGUGGCGGGAAGAAAUGGUGGAGUCCGAGGCGAAUGGUGGGUUAGGCAUUUUAGGUAUUCCAGGAAAUUCUGGAAAAUUCAUCAGCAAACCACAACUGAUCACUGUGUGCACUUGUCUAAUCUACACAUGUAGCGUAGGCCAUGCUGCAACAAACUUUAAACAAUACGACGAGUAUGCGUUUCCUCCAAAUUAUCCGACGAAAUUAAGCGGUUGCCCACCAAGGAGUAAAGAUCCACUGACUGAAGAUGAUGUUCUUGCAGCUCUCCCGGACAAGCAGACGACUCUUAAUACAAUGAUUAUCACGAAGAUUUUAAGCCAGAAAACGGGCAGAUCUCUGGGAGAUUUUGAAGUGAAUUACGUGUAUGAUCCUGCAGCGGUACAAGUUGUAAAGGAGUUUAGAGAAGAUCUGAAGAGAAUAAGUUCUACAAUAAAGACCUUAAACAAGUCAAGGAACCCACCAUAUCCUUAUCUAGACCCGGCUAAUGUGCCUAAUGCUGUAAGCGUUUAGGGAAAGUAUGGCGUAAAACAAUUAGCCCCGCCUUAUUCUACUUGUUGCUAGGUCAACUGCUCAAGAACAUGACCAUGCGUUCUUUUGUGUAAUUCACGUCAACCAUCUGUGCAC